AUGUCCGACGACCAGACCAGAACCGAGAACAUGUCUAUUGAGGUUGGCACCUCGCCAUCUGUCCUUGACGGAGAGCCUGCUGUCGCGCUUUCCUCGUCGCCUGCAGAUCGACGGGCCAGCACCGACGAAUGGGACGCCUCAAAAGUGCCACCGAGCCGCUUCCAGAAGCGCAAGGGUUCCAUCUACGCCACUCCCGGUUCUCGUGAUGGUCAUGUUGACCGCAAUUACGCCUCUAGCUUCCACGAGAAGCACACCGAAAAGGGCUAUACCAAGACGCCUUCAAAGUAA
Messenger RNA from Colletotrichum graminicola M1.001, 288 nucleotides. RefSeq lists its product as uncharacterized. The record is from RefSeq and is a predicted model, not a curated record. Lineage: Eukaryota; Fungi; Ascomycota; Sordariomycetes; Glomerellales; Glomerellaceae. The transcript is spliced from 3 exons. The coding region runs from base 1 to 288 and encodes 95 amino acids.